GUCCAGCCCUUGGACCCAGACGUGGCCCAACUCGUCGAAACAGUCAUGCAAGACAAACUGCUCCCCGUCCACACCAACGCAUGGUACGUCUUUGGCUUCGCAUGCACAGGAAACGAAGAGACAGAGCGGCGCCUAGCCGGUCUCUACAAGGCGCUUAUCACCGAAGCACCCAUCAGCAUGACCCACGACCUGCAGCGCGCCCUCCACGCAAACAGCCUCGUCGCUCUCUUCGACAAAAACGCAUACUCCCACUUCCGCACUCUGGCUCCCUACCUCGAAGUCUUCCUAAAUACGCCGCCUCCCAAGCGCCCCACCGUCUGGCGCCUAAUCCAGUUCAUCCAUGACACCCACAACACGGAGCCCCCCGCCUGUCUCCGCCGCGACUACGGCUUUCGCUUCUGCAGACAGCGAGAAGAAGUCCUGUACCUCAAGGAAAUACACAGCGCAUUGCUGGAUAAACUAGGACCAAAGCCUCUGCACGAUGCGUGUGUAUACGGUAGACUCCGUGUGACUGCGUUGAGAGAGGGUGUGGUGCUGCCACGCGAGAGGGGUGCACGGCUGCUAGAGAAUGAUUUUCCGUCGCCGGCUCUGGGGUUUGAUAGUGAGGACGGGCUUGCGGCAUAUCAGAUGCCGUUGUUCAAGAAGAAGAUGAAG
Molecule: messenger RNA, 654 nt
Organism: Exserohilum turcica Et28A
Lineage: Eukaryota; Fungi; Ascomycota; Dothideomycetes; Pleosporales; Pleosporaceae
Exons: 1
Source: RefSeq, a predicted model, not a curated record